GUUAUUUUUAGAACCGUCGCCUCCAGAGCAGACUGUCGGCGACAAUAAUUCGCUGACUGGCAGCACUCUUUGUUGUUUUGUACUGCCUACGCUACGAUUGAUUGGUAACCAACUGAGGAAGUGUUUCUAUACCUUUAUCUGAUUGGUGCAUUACUCUGUCAAUCAAGCACUGCUGUUUCCUUAUAAAGUAAGUGUAAUGUGGCUAACCAAAGACUGCUUUUUUGCUUGUUGCUUGAAAAGGUGAGAGAAAUCAUGGCAUCAGCAACCCCACCUAACUUUUCCUGGGUUGAACCAAAUAAACUAGCAGGAAUGGCCUUACCUCGGAUGCCUGGCCACUAUCAGUAUUUGCUGGACAAUGGGAUUCGGCAUUUGGUUACACUGUGUGAAAGAAUGCCUCCUUACCAUGACACGUGCCCAGGUGUGACAUUGCACCACAUCAGAAUACAUGACUUCUGCUCCCCCACCAUGGAUCAGAUAAAAAGAUUUCUUGCAAUUGUUGAAGAGGCCAAUGCAAAGGGAGAGGGGGUUGCCGUCCACUGUCAUCACGGUCACGGAAGAACGGGGACAAUGCUGGCUUGCUAUCUGGUGAAGAACAGGAAGAUUACAGGCGUUGAUGCAAUCCAUGAAAUAAGAAGACUUCGUCAUGGCUCUAUAGAAACACAGGACCAAGAAAAGACAGUUGUUCAGUUCCAUCACCAUAUAAAAUAAUUACAUUCAGCUACGUUUUUUUUUUUUUUUCUAACUUGCAUUUCAUUAAUAAGAAGGCCUUUGUCUUUUUAUUUCUUUAUUAAGAUGGUUAUGUUUAACAUCUCAUAUGUAACAUUGCUUGCUACAACAGGGAACAUUGUAACCGUUGGGGGUCUGUGUUUUGUCUGCUUGUAGCUUUCACAUAGUGAUAUAGUCAAAUAAAGAUAAGAAGCAUGC
Molecule: messenger RNA, 924 nt
Organism: Polyodon spathula (Mississippi paddlefish)
Lineage: Eukaryota; Metazoa; Chordata; Actinopteri; Acipenseriformes; Polyodontidae
Gene: dusp23b
Product: dual specificity phosphatase 23b
Exons: 3
Coding region: 253-708 (151 amino acids)
Biological process (GO): protein dephosphorylation; cilium assembly
Molecular function (GO): protein tyrosine/serine/threonine phosphatase activity
Source: RefSeq, a predicted model, not a curated record